Lotus japonicus is the source of this 8959-nucleotide messenger RNA. RefSeq lists its product as uncharacterized. Gene Ontology annotation, cellular component: nucleolus; small-subunit processome; 90S preribosome. The coding region runs from base 136 to 8256 and encodes 2706 amino acids. The transcript has 31 exons. NCBI's taxonomy places the organism in Eukaryota, Viridiplantae, Streptophyta, Magnoliopsida, Fabales, Fabaceae. The record is from RefSeq and is a predicted model, not a curated record.
UAAUUCAUUCAUUCAUCUUUCUCAAAGAAAAAAUAGGUUUUGACCGAAAAAUCAAGUGAUAGUCGGUUUUGUUCCCUCCCUUCUUUCUUUCUCUUGUUGAAGGAACCUUGCUUGCCGCAACUGCAACACUCGAACAUGGCGACUCCGUCACACGCUCAAGCUGUCAAGUCUCUCAACAAAUCCCCUGGUCGCCGUCGCUUUGUUUUUAAGUCAUUCUCUGAGAGAGUUGAUGAUAUCGAUAUCGACGUCUAUCGAAGCCUCCACAAGCUCAAACCUGAGCCAUCUGAGGGUUCCUCUUUUUUCAGAGACUGCCUUAUUGAAUGGAGGGAAUUGAACACCGCAGAGGAUUUCAUCUCACUGUAUGAAGAAAUUAUGCCUUGGACACAAUCAUUGCCCCUGGUGCUGUUGCACAAGGAAACAUUGAUAUCAAUGCUUCUUUCUAGGUUGCACAUGGAAGCAAGGCUAUCCCUUGACGCGAUUCUCAGGUUAAUUGCAGCUUUAGCCAGAGAUCUCCUAGAGGAAUUUGUUCCGCUGUUUCCGAGAAUUGUUGAUGCUUUAGUAUCUCUUCUAGAAAGUGGUGCUGAUAGGGAGCCAGAUAUCAUUGAGCAGAUCUUCACAUCAUGGUCAUAUAUUAUGAUGUAUCUGCAGAAAUAUUUAGUACACAACCCAUCAGAUGUGCUCAAGGUCACAGCGAAAUUGAGGUAUUACAAAAAGGAAUAUGUUCAACAAUUCAUGGCAGAGGCUAUGUCAUUUGUUCUGAGAAAUGCCCCGGAUGAGCAGCUCAAAAGAGGAAUUAAAAGAGUCUUUGCUGAGGCAGCAAAGAAGCCAUCUCCAUACCGAGAGUAUGGUGUUGAAGCAUUGCUUUAUAAUAUUAUGAAAGGUUACUCAUCAAGAUUUCAUUCAAAAGCAGAGCGGGUAUUGCAAAUAUUGACAAGUGAAGCAAUUUAUCCUUUUGAUGAUAAAGUUGACCAAGAGUCAAGAACUAUUUUGAACAUUGUAAAAUCUGUCUUUAGUAAAGUAUGUGAGAAUAUGGAGCCGGAGGAGUUGGAUUUGGUAUGGAACUGCUUAUAUAAAGAAGUGCAUGAAUGUGUUAGUUCCGGAAACAACAGGCAUUUAAGACACAAUUUAUCCGUGCUUGUCUCAGCUGUAAAGAUCCGAAAUGGGCAGAAGGUGUCUGAUUAUAAGCCUAUGCUUGCACUUGUCCUCCUGCUUGUGCGUACAUUUAUUACGCCUCAUGGAGCAAUUGAGUCAAAGGAAGAUAUGUAUUUAGUUGUUAAUAAAGUUUUGAAAUUAAUGUCAGCCAUUCUUGAAGGGCUUUGUCAUUGCAGUAAGUUAAAGAUAUCAGAGUGUGCUUUCCAAUGGGCUCCAAUUUUUAAAUUACGUUGCCCAAGUUUGCUGUGUUUCAUUAGAAAACUGCUCCAGAAGGAUCCUUGUUUACUUCCUUUCAGAAGUCAUGUUUUAAGUGCAAUAAAUGACUUUAUGGAGAUUUCAGAGGAAGAGGCCAUACAUUUAUUACAAUCCUUUUGUGAGAAAAUGCGAUCAGAUAUGCGAAACUCGGACUUUGUUGAUGGAGCAAGUGCAAAAGAACUAGCUAGAAUACACAGUCAUUUGCAAGGGAUCAUCAGUCAUUGGAUUAGAAAAAUAAACGAUAUUGCACAUUCUGAUGUAUCUUGUCAAAUUGAUGAAGACAAGUUGGCGCUGCUAUGGGGAGUUGUGAACUGCUAUUCUUAUAUGUCAAUUGUUGAAGCCAAUCCAUCCUUGUUGGUUGAUCUCAUGGAUGCUAUACAUCAGCUUCUAACUGUUAAACCUGAUACAUCUAGAAAAGCCUGGGAAAGCAUUAUAGGUGCUUCACUUGGUUCAUACAAUAGACUGUACAGUGACAGAAACAUCGGAGCUGAUGAAACUGGAAAGUUUCUAAGUUUUGCUAAACGGUACAAGACAUCUUCACAAGUUUUGGCGGCAGUUGCUAGUUAUUUAGAAUGCAAAUAUGGUUCCUCCAUGGAAGGCACUGGGUGCAAAAUUUAUCAUCCAGAACUUGAAGAAACGACUACAGAGGCAGUAUCAAUAUUUGCUGACAAUUUGCGCCAUUCAGACAAGGAGAUUCGCAUUUCAACACUUAAAAUACUUUGUUACUACACAUCUUUGGGCGGGGAAAAUUCUUUAAUGGAUGAGCCCACUGAGAAGAGAAGGAGAAUUGAAAUUUCUCCAGCUUCUAAUGCGGAUUGCGCAGGAAACAAUGCUCUGCAGUUGCUCCUCUUAAUUGAAAAAACUCCUAUUUCAAUUUCUACAAGCAGAAGCAUUCAGAGAUUGAUUUCCAAGAUACAGAUGGACCUAUCUGCUGGAAGGAUUCCUAAUGUUUAUGUGCCUCUUGUUUUGAAUGGAUUAUUUGGCAUAUUGAAUAAUCGAUUUAGCUACCUCUGGGAUCCUGUAUUAGAAUGCAUUGCUGUCUUGAUUAGCCUACAUUUUUCACUUGUGUGGGAUAAUCUUAUCAAUUAUCUGGAAAUGUGUCAAGCAAUAAUGGAGACCUCUAGUAACUUGCUUGUUUGUGCCAAUGGUGCUUCUCUUGAUCAGCCAACUGAUCUACUUGGUUGUUUCAAAUUUUUUGUCCAUCGUGCAUAUGAUUGCACGCCAUCUGUGACAAUAUUGACAUCAUUGCUGCAAGCGCUACAAAAAAUUCCAACUGUUAUUGAACCUCGCUCUAGGCAAUUUGUUCCGUUAUUCUUAAAGUUUUUAGGCUACAACGCUCCUGAUCUUAGAAAUUGCAGUGUGGGAUUGUUUGAUUCUCGUGCUUGUAAAGGGAAGGAGUGGAAGGCCAUCUUGAAAGAAUGGUUAAACUUGUUGAGACUCAUGAACAAUUCCAAGUCAUUUUACUUGAGCGAUUUUCUGAAGGAGGUUCUACAGAAUAGGCUUCUUGAAGAUGACGAUCCUGAAAUACAGAUUAGAGUUCUGGAUUGCUUGUUAAUCUGGAAAGAUGACUACCUUACAUCAUAUGCUGAGCAUCUGAGAAACUUGAUUAGUUCCAAGAAUUUAAGAGAUGAACUAACUAGAUGGAGUUUAUCCAGAGAAUCUCAAAUGUUUAAAAAAGAAUCUGAAAGGGUUGAAGAAUGUCACCGGGCUUAUCUUGUGCCACUAGUUAUCCGUAUUUUGAUGCCAAAAGUAAGAAAGUUGAAAGGACUUGCAUCUCGAAAGAAAGCAAGCAUUUGUCAUCGGAAAGCUAUUCUGAGUUUUAUAGCUGGCCUUGAUGUCGUUGAGCUGCCACUUUUCUUUGCAUUACUUAUUAAACCAUUGCAAAUAGUAGAGAAAACUGAUGGGCCUGCUAACUUGUUUUGGACUUCACAUAGAGGCUACACUAGUGAAUUUCAAGCAUCUUCUUUAUUAGAAUAUUUUACUUUGGACAGUUUAGCAACCCUAUCCUGGAAAAAGAAAUAUGGUUUUCUGCAUGUCAUUGAAGACAUUGUUGAAGUUUUUGAUGAAUUGCAUAUUAGACCUUUUCUUUAUCUACUGGUUGGGAGUGUUGUUCGGGUAUUGGAGAGCUGUACCUCAAAUCUUGACAAUGUAAAAUUGAAUGGGCUUCCUUCAGAUGAACACCAUUGUAGCACCAGCUCUAAUUUUCCCGCUGAGGACAAUGUGCUAGAAAAUCAAAACCUGAUUGGCAAUACUUUGAAGCAGCUCAAGGAUAUGAGAUCUCUAUGCCUGAAAAUUAUUUCCCUUGUUCUCAACAAGUAUGAUGAACAUGAAUUUGGUUCUGAUAUGUGGGAUAGAUUCUUUUCCUCAGUAAAACCACUGAUUGAUAAAUUCAAACUGGAGACUGCUAGUAGUGAGAAACCAAGUUCACUGUUGUCUUGUUUUCUGGCCAUGAGUGCAAACCAUAAACUUGUACCAUUGUUAUGCAGCAAAGAAAGUCUUGUACCUGAUAUAUUUUCAAUUAUAUCUGUCAAUUCUGCUUCUGAAGCUGUUAUAUAUUGUGUUCUUAAGUUUAUUGAGAACUUGUUAAGCCUUGACAAUCAGUUGGACAUUGAAGACAGUCCUGCCCACGGAGUUCUACUUUCCAAUAUUAAAGGACUUAUGGACAGCAUUUGCUGUUUAUUUGGAUGUGAUAAUGCAGCCAAGAGAAAGCUGAUCAAAUCUCCCGGGGAGACAGUGAUAAGAGUUUUCAAAUUUUUACCCAAGUACAUCAAAGAGGAAGAGUUGGCAAAGAAAUUGGUGGACUUACUACUUCUGUUUGUGGCAAAGAAACCCGAAAGUUCAGAUGUCUGUGUUGAAGUUUUGCAAGUCAUUCAAAGUUUGAUACCAAUAUUAGGAUGUCGAAGUACUGCUAAAAUUUUGAGUGCUGUUUCUCCUUUAUAUAUUUCGGCCGGCUUGGAUAUGCGAUUAAGAAUCUGUGACCUUCUUGAUGCCCUUGUAGCUUCUGAUGAAUCUGUAGUCUCAGUGGCAAAACUUCUUCGUCAGCUGAAUGCAACUUCUACUUUGGGUUGGCUCGAUCAUGAUGCUAUUUUGGAUGCUUACAGAAUGAUUAAUAUUGAUUUCUUCAGAAAUGUUCAAGUGGAGCACGCAUUACUUAUUUUAUCGCAUUGUGUGCUUGACAUGUCAUCAGAAGAAACAACUUUUAUUUAUAGUGCCCAUAGCUCGUUGCUGUCUUUUGUUGAUUUUUCUGCACUCAUCCUUUGUCUAGAAGGAAGCAGUGAUCAAGAGUUGCCUGUAAUUAAAAACACUGAUGCUUGCUGGACAAAAUCAUGCAUCCAGCGCAUAAUAAAGAAAUUUCUCUUGAAGCAUAUAGCAAAUGCAAUGGAUGGACUACUUGCUGUUAGAAAGGGAUGGAUGAAGCUGUUAAAUCAAAUGGUUUUGAAGCUUCCGGACGUGUCAAACCUUAAAUCACUUGCAGCCCUUUGCAAUGAGGAUGGUGAAGCAAAUUUUUUUGACGAUAUAACUGAUUCAGUGAUCCGUAAGAGAGUGAAGGCAUUGUCACGGUUUAGGAAUGUUAUAUGCAUGAAUAAAUUAUCAGAGUUCGUCACAGAAAAAGUGUUAAUGCGACUCUUCUUCAACAUGAUGUUUGAUGAGAAAGAAGGAACGGCUGAACAUAUGAAAAAUGCAUGCAUUGAGACCAUUGCUUCUGUAGCUGGUCAGAUGGGAUGGAAGUCAUACUAUGCAUUAUUGAUCAAAUGUUUUCGGGGAGUGUCCUCUAGUCCAGACAAGCAGAAACUCUUCCUACGCCUUAUAUGCUCUAUUUUGGAAAACUUUCACUUUUCAGAUCUUUCUCACAGUGAAGAACCAAAGGAAUCUUCGGGUGGUGUUUCUCACUCAGGGGUAACUGACACUGUCUCUUCAGGUACUUUAGACAACUUUUGUACUCAUGACGUGAACACCGAGAUACAGACUUGCCUCUAUAAAGUCGUGCUUCCAAAGAUACAGAAGCUGCUGGAUUCUGAUUCAGAAAGGGUCAAUGUAAGUGUCAGUCUUGCUGCUCUGAAACUACUUAAGUUACUUCCAGGAGAUGUUAUGGACUUGUAUCUUCCAACUAUUGUUCAUCGAAUUUCAAAUUUCUUAAAGAGUCAUCUAGAAAGCAUUCGUGAUGAAGCUAGAUCUGCUCUGGCUACCUGUUUGAAAGAACUUGGACUGGAAUACUUGCAAUUCAUUGUAAAAGUUUUACAAUCUACCUUAAAGCGAGGAUAUGAACUUCAUGUCUUAGGAUACACUCUUAAUUUUAUUUUGUCCAAGUGUCUUUCAAGUCCAGUUUGUGGAAAGAUAGAUUACUGUUUGAAGGAUCUGCUUUCUGUGAUAGAGAAUGACAUUCUUGGAGAUGUUGCUGAGCAAAAGGAAGUGGAAAAAAUAGCUUCAAAAAUGAAAGAAACAAGGAUGAAAAAAUCAUUUGAAAGCUUGAAAUUGGUGGCCCAAAAUGUAACAUUCAAAAGCUAUGCACUGAAGCUUCUUGCACCUGUGACUGCUCAUUUGCAGAAGCAUGUCACACCAAAUGUAAAAGGAAAGUUGGAAAAUAUGUUGCAUCAUAUAGCUACUGGUAUUGAAAGCAAUCCAUCUGUAGAUCAGACUGAUCUCUUUGUCUUUAUUCAUAACAUCAUUGAUGAUGGCUUAAAAGAUGAAGUUGGUUGGCAUGAGAAUAAAUUGAUAAAAUUGGAUGAUAAGAAUAGUCAUACUAAUGGUAAAAGAAUUUCUACAGGCCGUGUGGUUGCCAGUGGCUUAUUGUGUUCCCAUCUUAUUACAGUGUUUGGUCUCAGGAUAUUGCAUAAACGUAUGAAGGGUAUGAAACAAGAUGUAAAGGAUGAAAAUACUUUAUCCUUACUAGAUCCUUUUAUCAAGCUAUUAAGUGAUGGCUUGUGCUCUAAGUAUGAGGAUAUCCUGUCUGCUAGCCUUGGAUGCCUUACUGUACUAGUAAAGUUGCCUUUACCAUCCCUUCAAUUACAUGCUGAGAGAGUAAAGACCGCGGUGUUGGAUAUUGCCCAGAGUUCAGUGAACUCUAGCAGUCCUCUAAUGCAGUCUUGUUUGACAUUGCUGACUGUGCUUUUGAGGAACACUAAUAUUUCUCUUACUUCAGACCAAAUACAUCUACUAAUUCAGCUUCCAUUUUUUCUUGAUCUUGAAAAGAACCCAUCAUUGGUGGCCCUAUCACUUCUAAAGGGUAUUGUCAGCCGCAAGCUUGUUGUACCUGAGAUAUAUGAUCUUGUUACUAGGGUUGCUGAGUUGAUGGUAACAAGUCAAAUGGAAUCAGUUCGCAAGAAAUGCAGUAAAAUUUUGUUGCAGUUUUUGCUUGAUUAUAGACUUUCAGAAAAACGCUUGCAACAACAUCUGGAUUUCUUGCUCUCAAAUUUGAGGUAUGAGCAUUCAACUGGACGAGAAUCUAUUCUUGAAAUGAUUCAUGCUAUUAUCGUCAAAUUUCCAAGAAGUGUUUUGGAUGAGCAAUCACAGACAUUAUUUGUCCAUUUGGUAGCUUGCUUGGUCAAUGAUAAUGAUAAUAUUGUUCGUUCUAUGAGUGGUGCUGCUAUAAAGAAGCUCAUUGGUUCUAUUAGUCCUAAUUCACUUAAUUCUAUUCUUGAUUAUGCUCUUUCAUGGUAUUUGGGUGGCAAGCAGCAACUUUGGGGUGCUGCAGCACAGGUUUUAGGGCUGCUGAUUGAGGUGGUAAAGAAAGGAUUUCAUAAGCAUAUAGACCGUGUCUUGCCAAUGAGUUUCCGCAUCUUGCAGUCUGCUAUAGAUGCAGUCACAAACAGUCAAGUGGGCUUUUCAGCUGAAACUACCGUUCCCUUUUGGAAGGAGGCAUACUAUUCUCUUGUUAUGUUAGAGAAGAUGAUUCAUCAGUUCCAUGAUUUAUGCUUUGCACAGGAUCUCGAGGAUAUAUGGGAAGCAAUAUGUGAGAUGAUGUUGCACCCACACUCAUGGAUACGCAACAGAUCAGUUCGCCUGAUAGCUCUGUACUUUGCAAAUGUAACAGAUGUUAGCAGAGAAAAUCAUCAAAGCUCCUUCAGUAGUUAUUUUCUUAUGAAUCCUAGCAGACUAUUUUUAUUAGCUACUUCUCUUUGCUGCCAACUGAAAAUGCCACUCAUAGAUGUCGACGUCAAUGUGAUGACCCAGAAUAUUGUCUUUGCCAUUUGUGGUGUCCAUUCUUUAAUGGGGCAAAUAGGGUGCAUAGAUCCCCCAGCAUUCUGGUCUACUCUUGAGCAACACGAGAAAGAGCGGUUUCUGAAAGCUUUUGACUUGAUUGAUUCAAGAAAAGGAAGAAGCAUGUUCAUGUCCUCAUCUCUUACCACUUCUGUAUAUGAAGAUAACAGUCAGCUGAAUGUUGAUAAUACCCGAUAUAGACUUGUCUUCUUGUUGCUUAGGAAAAUGGGGAAAAUUGUUCUUCAAACUGAUGAUAUUCAGAUGGAAAUAGUCUUCAAAAGUUAUGGGAACAUUAUCUCACAGAUCAGUAAGGAUGACAGCAUGCAUUAUGCACAAGCUGUCCUGUUACCUCUGUAUAAAGUUUCUGAAGGAUUUGCUGGAAAAGUGGUUGCUGAUAAUCUCAAGAAGUUGGCAGAAGAUACCUGUGCAAAAAUAGAGAAAAUUUUGGGUACUGAGAACUUUGUGGAAGUUUAUAACCUUAUCAGGAAGAACCUCAAGUUGAAAAGAAAUAAGAGAAAACAGGAAGAAAAGGUCAUGGCUGUCGUAAAUCCAAUGCGAAAUGCCAAAAGGAAAAUGAGAAUUUCUGCGAAGCAUCGUGCCAACAAAAAGAGAAAGAUUACGACCAUAAAAAUGGGAAGAUGGAUGCAUUGAUUGAAGGAGAAAGUCCAUAUGUAUGCAUCCAGUUUGGCACGAUUCACGCUUCUCUGUCAAGGUUUUUAUACACCUUCCGAUCUUACCAUGAUCCAAGAUACUCUCUCGAUGUUGGCAAAAAAAUUCAAAUGGCAAAUGCCAUCUUAUAAAUGAUUGUUGUGCAGUUUUUUUACUGUCAUCUGCUUGCUUGAAGCAGAAUGAGGUUUAUGGAGAUCGUGAUUGAAUUGGUAUAAUAGAUGUCUCAGGCGGCAGAGGACAAACAUGACUGAAAGGACAGGUUUGGAAUGUUCUUGAUAAAUUUGGAAUUUCACUUUCAUGACAUGGUAGUAACCAUCUAAUUCUUUUAUGAAAGCAAAGUCCAUUUACAGUUAAUGCACUUAGAAGGACAGCUUAUUCUUUUGCCUCGAACAGCUGAGGAAGACUUCUGUAAUGAAUGAUUAGACUUGUUUCUGCAGAUUUUUGGGUAUAGCCAACCUUUUUUUGUACAUAGUGUGUAGCAUUGGGUAGGAGAACAUUCUUUGGGAUCUGUUGGUUGUUUGAUUCUAAAGUUCUGCUUUCUCUGCUGAUGUUAUCCUUGGGUCAUGGCAUUGUCGACAGACUUAGGUAGAUGGGGCAGUCGCUCCAAAGAGAAAUGUUUUUGUAGAGCAAAAUUUUGAUAGUGUAUUUGCCCAUUAUUCAAUUAGUCAUUAUUGAUUUUAUUCAA